UAAAAGCACGCUACAAACUAUCUCCUCAUUACAAUGGCUUUGUGAUAAACGCACAGUUAAUAGCCCCCAAAAGUCGUGGGAUUAUCAAACUUAAUAAAAUUGUCUAUAAAAUUCGCUGAGACUGACACCUUUAGAAAGUCAGGAUUCGUGUUAAUGAAAACUCCAACAUCGAAAUGCGACAACAUUGAAUUCGACACACUCGAGUACUAUCAAUGUUUCGUCCGAAGUGACAAUACGGCCAUUCACCAUAUCGUCGGUACAUGUAAGAUGGGCCCUAGAAGUGAUAGUGAAUCGGUUGUUGAUCCCAGAUUACGUGUUUAUGGAUUAAGUGGCCGAUGCGCCCAUAAUGCCAGUCGUUACCAGAGAAAAUACUAAUACUCCAACCUUCAUGAUUGCUGAGAAGGGAAGCGACAUGAUUAAGGAAGAUUGGUCUACUUAUUUUUAAAUACAUGUAUACAAUUUUAGCACAAAUAAUUAGCAUUAAAGAAUUUUUUUUACAAAAAGUAAUCAAAAAUAUUUGAACAAUUAGGCAAUAAGAAACACAACACAUUCUUUCAUUUCAAAACAAAAAGAAGUGCUGAGUGUUGCAUUUCGCAACCAGCGAAACACUUGUCAAAAGCAAAGCACGUCCAAAUGUAGUCAGUUACAUUCGGUCGAUCACUCGAAUUACAUACAUCAAUAACGAAAUGGUAUGGACGGUCGGCGAAAACACGGCGAUCUGCACGCCGUUCAAUGCAUCGCACACGCCAUGCACAGCCUCGAUGCUGACGUUCCUGGCCUACUUAACAACGUAUCUGGGUAAUUCAACCGAUAGCCAACUUGGAGGAGCUGAUGAGCAGUCGAAGUGCGUGCACUACGAGGAGUUUGAUUUCAUCGUAGUUGGAGCUGGAAGUGCCGGCUGCGUCGUUGCCAAUCGGCUAAGUGAAAUCCACGAUUGGAAGAUAUUGUUAUUGGAAGCUGGCGAUGAAGCUCCAGGGAUCACAGACAUACCCGGUCUGCUAUCCUUACUGCAAAAGAGCAGUGUGGAUUACGCUUACAAGUCCCAACCCGAACCGAUGUCGUGUCAGGCUGAGCCAAAUAGUCAGUGCGAAUUCUACAGUGGUAAAAUGAUGGGUGGAACGAGUUCGCUAAACGUAAUGCUCUACGUGCGUGGAAGCAAGUACGAUUUUGAUAACUGGGCGGCACUAGGAAACACUGGCUGGAGCUGGAACGAGGUUCUGCCCUACUUUCUGAAAUCCGAGGAUCAAAGAGAUAAAGAGGUACUCCAGCAAAAUCCUGAGUAUCACAGCAGAGGAGGUUAUCUGACGGUUGAACGACAGAUCUAUUACGAUGAGAAUGAAAGGGCUCUCUUGGAAGCGUGGCAAGAGCUUGGUUAUUCAGAGAUCGACUACAACACGGGCGAAUUGAUUGGAACAGCGAGAAUGCAGUACACGAAAAUCGAUGGGGCCAGACAAAGUACUAAUGGCGCUUUCAUACGACCGAUUCGUGGUCAGAGGCAUAACCUUCAUAUCAGAGUGAAUUCUCGAGUGACCAAAGUUCUCAUCGAUCCUAAUACGAGACAAACUACAGGCGUCGAGUACGUAGACAAAUCUGGAAACUUGAAGAGAGUUUACGCAAGAAAGGAAGUCAUUCUGUCAGCUGGCUCGAUCGCUACUCCAAAACUGCUUAUGCUUUCCGGCAUUGGUCCGUAUCAUGAUCUUCUUGAAGUCGGUAUUCCAGUCGUACAAGACCUACCCGUGGGCCACAAUGUCCAGAACCACGUGGGCAUGGGCCCGAUCUCAGUAAAACUCUCCAACAGCUCAUCUCACAUCACGAGCAUCGAGAAAAUGCAGAAUGAUGUGACACUCUGGUUAAAUAGUCGACGCGGUGCUAUGACCAAUGUCAUCUUCCUGGACAACAUCGCAUUCUACCGGACCUCUCAGGAAACAGAUCCACGGGCCGUGCCGGACAUCAAGAUCAACUUUGUCAAGUUCAUGGAUAACAGCAAGACCAGCUUCACUGAUACUAAAUACAUCUCACUGCCGUACUACAAUGGCUUCACCUUCUUACCUCAGCUGUUAGCCCCCAAGAGCAGAGGCUUUAUCAAACUAGAUCCUGUUGACCCAGUUUGGAACGAACCAAGGAUCCACGCGAAUCACCUGGUUGACGAGAGAGAUAUGCGGGCGCUGAUCGAGGGUGUCCAGAUAUCUAACCAAUUACUCAAUACCAACGUGUUCAGACAAAUGGGUUACACCCUCACGAAGACACCAGCACCAGAGUGCGAUCAUAUACCGUUCGACACUUACGAGUACUACGAGUGCUACGCCAGACAACACACAACUGUGAUCUACCACCUGGUGAGCAGCUGCAAGAUGGGCCCGGAUAACGAUCCAGAAUCGGUGGUCGAUCCACGACUAAGGGUUCGUGGUAUCUCAGGUCUCCGAGUCAUCGACGCUUCCAUAAUGCCUGUCAUCGUCAGAGGCAAUCCCAACGCGCCGAUCAUCAUGAUCGGAGAAAAAGGCAGCGAUAUGAUCAAGGAAGACUGGAACAGACUUUGAGCGUCAUGUAAUACGAUUCAUAUCGACUAAAUGUAAAACCUCCAUCACUCCUCCUCCAAGCAAUAAACGUUGAAGCCUUUAUCGAUUAUACCCAAAAA
Molecule: messenger RNA, 2635 nt
Organism: Nasonia vitripennis (jewel wasp)
Lineage: Eukaryota; Metazoa; Arthropoda; Insecta; Hymenoptera; Pteromalidae
Product: glucose dehydrogenase [FAD, quinone]-like
Exons: 4
Coding region: 687-2537 (616 amino acids)
Molecular function (GO): oxidoreductase activity, acting on CH-OH group of donors; flavin adenine dinucleotide binding
Source: RefSeq, a predicted model, not a curated record